Anneissia japonica is the source of this 2153-nucleotide messenger RNA. Its product is annotated as 5-hydroxytryptamine receptor 7-like. Gene Ontology annotation, biological process: adenylate cyclase-activating adrenergic receptor signaling pathway. NCBI's taxonomy places the organism in Eukaryota, Metazoa, Echinodermata, Crinoidea, Comatulida, Comatulidae. The transcript has a single exon. Bases 501 to 1742 code for a protein of 413 amino acids. Gene Ontology annotation, cellular component: plasma membrane. The record is from RefSeq and is a predicted model, not a curated record. Gene Ontology annotation, molecular function: G protein-coupled serotonin receptor activity.
AUAAAGAUGAAAAGCUAGGACAACAGAAGUAGGUGCCGAAAGAACAGGGCAGCUUUUAUGGAGCACUGGGCGUAUUCUGUCUUGUCUGGACCAGGUAAUCUAUGUUUCUUCUCGAGCAAUCGCACACCACAGUGUGUUACUAUUGGCGUCUUGGGUCGGAAGACAAUAGACUGGGCUCAACUUUUUUGUACGCUAUGAAUGAGUUACGGAUAAGACUUAGGGUUUUUUAUCUUAUUUUAAUUGUUUCUUCUGACAAAGAAUGAUCGAUUCGAUUUCUAGCUGUUAGCACUCGAUAGACAAUCACCGUACAUUCGACUGUCAACUUGGUAAGGCGUUGGAGAUUGAAAGCUGUUUCUACCAUCGAGAUUGCGGUUAUAUUCUUUCUUUAUGGUCUCAUACUGACAAUGUGCCGCAGUAUUUUUGUAAUCAUAGAUUGAUACGGAAUGUACUUCGACGCUAUUUAGGAGAACGUCUCCUGACAUUACCGGUACUAUAGUUUAAUGGAAGAAUAUUUAGGCGGUACGUUUAAUAUGGAUUACUCCAGCGACUGUAACUCUUCAACACCAUCGGGUCCCACUGAAAUGGUAAUAUACAAUUCCACAUUUAAUGCUGUGGUGAUUAUUAUGACGUUAACUUUAUUGAUAGUGUGCACUAUAGUUGGAAACUGUUUAGUGAUAUUAUCUGUCUUUCUGGAGCGUAAACUACGAUCGCCGUCGAACUACCUAUACGUCAACUUAGCGGUGUCGGACAUGGCGGUUGCAAUUCUGGUGAUGCCAAUGGCUCUGGUUACUGAGGUGACCGGUGAAUGGCUUCUAGGCGAUACAAUUUGUGAUUUGUGGAUUUUCUUGGACAUACUUUGUUGUACAGCUUCCAUCGUGAAUUUGUGUAUGAUAAGUGUUGACAGAUACCUUGUCAUAACAAGACCACUGCAAUAUUUUAAGCGAAGGACUUCAAAAUUCAUGGCUGUAGUUGUGGCUUGUGUUUGGGCACUGGCUACAGUCAUAACCCUACCACCCCUUUUUGGAUGGGGACGAAAUGUCCACGAAGAUAACAACUGUCUUGUAAGUCAGGAUUUAGGGUACACGAUUUAUUCUACCCUCGGUGCGUUUUAUGGCCCGCUAGCGAUUAUGUUGGUUGUGUAUUUUAAGAUUCAUAAAGCGGCAACGGCAGCGGCUACCGUCCAGAAACGAAGAUUGACUUCAGUGAACCAAAAUUCUCAGGAUGAGAAAACGAUCAGAGCGCAUCUAGAGGUGCCAAAUGUAAACGAAAAUAACUUGCUGAGAAAAAAUUCUGGCGGGCUCGACCAAAUAAAACGACGCCGGAGUAGCCUCUCUGCACAUUACUUUUGGCGCAGAAAUUCUAUGCUACUAAGAGCGUCAAGCAGGCGGGAACGAAAAGCUACUCAAACUUUAGGAAUAAUCAUGGGUGCUUUUAUUCUCUGUUGGCUGCCAUUUUUUAUUGUGACAUUAGUCAGACCCUAUUGCGGUUGUAUAAUUCCCCGAUCGAUUGAAAGUAUAUUUUUGUGGUUUGGUUACGUGAACUCUUGUCUUAAUCCCAUUAUUUAUCCCAUGUUUAAUAGGGAUUAUAGGAAACCGUACAAAAGGAUUUUAAGCUGCCGAUGCAGCGAGAUGUCGUAUUAUAAGUAUAUGUGUGACCGUCGUUCCAGCCAGGCGACGGUAAAGUUAUCAAGCAAUGGUUCGAAACAGUAUUUAGAUAGAAAGGGGAGUGACAUUUCAGUAUGAACGUCAACAAAACAAAAUGUGUACAGAUAUAUAUAUAUAUAUAUAAAAACAAUUAGCAAAUUAUGGAAACAGUGCUCAAAUUAGGAACAAAUUAUGUUAUAGAUGAAUCAUCAGGCAUAGCCCUUCAACGAAAAAGUUCCUUAACAGUUGUGUUAAUGAUGUCUCAGUCGGGACUCAAACCUACGACCUCUCACUUACAAGGAGAACGUCAUACUUCUAGACCUCGAAGAUCUAUCGGCCAGCCAGAUACACUUCAACGCACAACUGAUAUACGUCCUCACAAUGUGGGGUACUGUAUGGUAAUGCGAGAGAAAACUGGGGUCACAAUCUGCGAAUGUGAAAAAGGCUGCUCGACCCAGAUUUGACACUUUAUUUAUGAGUGCUAUAGCAUUAUUACAAGAGACGGUUUAU